Molecule: messenger RNA, 333 nt
Organism: Cetraspora pellucida
Lineage: Eukaryota; Fungi; Glomeromycota; Glomeromycetes; Diversisporales; Gigasporaceae
Source: the annotation of a GenBank genome assembly
AUGCCUCCGAAAUAUGUUGAUCUCUACAAUCAAUGCUGGUCUUCAGAUUCAUGCAAACGUCCAACACAUUUCGGUAGAAAUGUUAAUGGAAAUGGUUUUAUUCUGGGAACAGUAAUUAUUUUAGGAAAUAAUAGUUUUUUAGAAAUGGAAAAAAUAAGGCAGCCAAUACCAAUUAUCUAUCUUCUGAAGGAAAAUGGAAUAGAAACAGAACAUGAUAACGUACAUAUCCACAUUUCAACUUUAUCUUUACAUUAUAAAUAUGUCCCAACAGAAGAAUUUAUUCAGGAUAUUAGAGAUAAAACUGAGAAAAAAACAAACUUGACGAGAAAUUAA